UUACUGCCGCCAACGGUUAUCGAACUGAAAGUGAGCGCGUGUCGAGCUUUUUGUGGCGUUGUUGGUUGGGCCAACUUCGUGGGCAACUGGCGAUUGGCAGCAAACAUAAACAAACGAAGUGCGAUAUUCCUCGGAAAUCAGCUAAUUGAUAUCAGGAACGAUAUGCGACGGCCAGACUUUGGCCAAAUUUGGCCUGGCCAAAAGGAAGCGGAAGCAUUCAGGCCGCAAAAUACAUUGUAAACUCCAAGGGGAAAAAUGUAACGAAUUGUGUGCGAAUAGAAGUCGAGUUAAAAAUCAAGCAACACAAAUAUAUAUAUAUAUAUAUAUAUAUAUAUAUCUAUAUAUCCCUGUGGGAGUCGGCUCCCCCGUGUGUGUGCCGGUGUUUUUGUGUGUGUGUCUGGGGCUGGGCAAAUAAAUGCUCUUGCUACGCUUUUUUAGCCAGUUUAUCUUAAGGCGAAAUACUGUAAAAAAUUGUAAAAUGGAUUUACGUUUCGUAUUCAUCGUUUUCCUGCUCAAGUGGACCCAUGCACAAGGAUCCCAUCCCCCGCGAAUAGUGGAGCAUCCCAUAGAUACGACAGUUCCGCGACACGAGCCAGCCACGCUUAAUUGCAAAGCCGAGGGCAGCCCCACGCCCACCAUCCAGUGGUAUAAGGACGGGGUCCCCCUGAAGAUCCUGCCGGGCUCCCAUCGCAUCACCCUGCCAGCCGGCGGAUUGUUCUUCCUCAAGGUUGUCAAUUCACGUCGCGAAACAGAUGCCGGCAUCUAUUGGUGUGAGGCGAAGAACGAACUGGGCGUGGCAAGGAGCCGAAAUGCCACGUUGCAAGUGGCGGUUCUCCGCGACGAGUUCCGCCUGGAGCCGCAGAACACACGGAUCGCCCAGGGCGAUACCGCCCUCCUCGAGUGCGCCGCCCCUCGGGGAAUCCCCGAGCCAUCGGUCACCUGGAAGAAGGGCGGCCAGAAAUUGGAUUUGGAGGGCUCGAAGCGAGUACGCAUCGUUGACGGCGGCAAUUUGGCCAUCCAGGAUGCCCGGCAGACUGACGAGGGUCAAUACCAGUGCAUAGCCAAGAAUCCAGUCGGGGUGCGCGAGUCCUCGCUGGCCACGCUCAAAGUGCACGUCAAGCCGUACAUCAUCCGGGGGCCCCACGAUCAAACGGUUUUGGAGGGAGCCUCGGUGACCUUUCCCUGUCGAGUGGGUGGUGACCCCAUGCCGGAUGUUCUGUGGCUAAGGACUGCCUCGGGCGGUAAUAUGCCAUUGGAUCGCGUGAGUGUGCUGGAGGAUCGAAGUCUAAGACUAGAGAGGGUCACCAUUGCCGAUGAGGGUGAAUACAGCUGUGAGGCGGACAAUGUUGUGGGAGCCAUUACUGCAAUGGGUACUCUCACUGUUUACGCCCCCCCGAAAUUCAUCCAACGUCCUGCGAGCAAAUCCGUGGAACUGGGCGCCGAUACAUCCUUCGAAUGCCGAGCCACUGGCAAUCCAAAGCCAACCAUCUUUUGGACCAUCAAGAAUAACAGUACACUGAUAUUUCCCGGAGCCCCGCCCUUGGAUCGAUUUCACAGUCUGAACACCGAAGAAGGUCACUCUAUUCUCACUCUGACCAGAUUUCAAAGAACAGACAAGGAUCUGGUCAUACUGUGUAAUGCCAUGAAUGAAGUGGCCAGCAUUACUUCAAGGGUUCAACUCAGCUUGGACUCGCAAGAAGAUCGUCCACCACCGAUUAUAAUAUCGGGUCCGGUAAAUCAAACGCUGCCCAUUAAAUCGCUGGCCACACUUCAGUGCAAGGCUAUAGGUCUGCCGAGUCCUACGAUAUCAUGGUAUCGUGAUGGAAUACCUGUGCAGCCCAGUUCCAAGUUGAAUAUCACAACAUCUGGGGAUUUGAUCAUAUCAGACCUCGAUCGUCAGCAGGAUCAGGGAUUGUACACAUGUGUGGCCAGCUCAAGGGCUGGUAAAUCCACUUGGAGUGGUUUCCUAAGGAUAGAGUUGCCCACCAAUCCGAAUAUAAAGUUUUACAGAGCCCCCGAGCAGAAUAAAUGUCCCACUGCCCCGGGACAACCGAAAAUUCUGAAUGCCACCGCCUCGGCCUUGACAAUUGUUUGGCCCACCAGUGAUAAGGCGGGAGCUUCUUCAUUUUUGGGAUAUAGUGUGGAAAUGUAUUGCACAAAUCAGAGCAAAACCUGGAUACCCAUAGCAUCGCGAUUAAGUGAACCGAUUUUCACGGUGGAAAGUUUAACCCAUGGAGCAGCUUACAUGUUCAUAGUUCGGGCGGAAAACUCUCUGGGCUUCUCACCACCCUCACCCAUUUCGGAACCCAUAACAGCGGGAAAACUCGUGGGUGUUAGGGAUGGUAGUGAAAACUCUGGAACCUCACAACUACUUCUCAGCGAUGUGGAAACCCUGCUGCAAGCAAACGAUGUGGUGGAGUUACUGGAGGCAAAUGCUAGUGACUCGACGACCGCUCGACUUUCUUGGGACAUAGACAGUGGGCAGUACAUCGAGGGUUUCUAUCUUUAUGCCCGAGAACUCCACUCCACCGAAUACAAAAUGGUUACACUGCUCAACAAGGGUCAGGGACUCAGUUCCUGUACGGUGCCUGGAUUGGCAAAAGCGUCUACAUACGAGUUUUUUCUUGUGCCAUUUUACAAGAGCAUCGUAGGAAAGCCCUCGAAUUCGCGACGCAUGAGAACCCUGGAAGAUGUACCGGAGGCCCCACCUUAUGGCAUGGAAGCCAUCCAAUUUAAUCGCACCUCGGUCUUUUUGAAAUGGUUACCACCGCAACCAAAUCGGACUCGCAAUGGCAUCCUCACCAGCUACAAUGUGGUCGUCAAAGGCCUGGACGUGCACAAUACGACGCGGAUAUUCAAAAAUAUGACCAUAGAUGCGGCCACGCCCACCCUCCUCUUGGCCAACCUCACCACGGGAGUCACCUACUACAUCGCAGUGGCGGCUGCCACAAGGGUGGGAGUCGGACCCUUCAGCAAGCCGGCCGUCCUCCGCAUCGAUGCACGCACCCAAUCCCUGGACACCGGCUACACGAGAUAUCCCAUCAGUCGUGAUAUUGCCGAUGACUUUUUAACACAGACCUGGUUUAUCGUCCUGCUGGGCUCCAUCAUUGCCAUAAUUGUGUUUCUAUUGGGCGCAUUGGUUCUAUUCAAGCGCUAUCAAUUUAUCAAGCAGACCUCGCUGGGCAGUUUACAUGGCAAUCACGCAAUCGGAACCGUGCGAAAGUUUCCGACAUUGCCGCUAAAUGGAGGCGGAGCCGUCGGUGCCGUUGGCUCAAAUUCGACAGCCGCAACUGGGCAAAAUGGCCUGUGGAUCGAUCCCACCGGCGGCGUUUGGCGACAGGGUGCGGGAAAUGGCAAUGGGAACCCGGGUGGAGCGGGGGCAAACGGCUCAUGUACGACAAAGGAGCAACUUCCGGGAUACGCACAGGCCACCGCCCAGCAGGGACAACAGCCGACGCUGCUGCCCGAUUACGAGAGACUGUCGCCGCUGAAUAUGCCCGAUUAUGCGGAAGUCGCCUGCUCCACAUUCAAGAGUCCCACCCGCGGAGCACCACCUGGCAUGGGUGGCCAGUCGGCCUCCCUGUACGACAGCUGCGGGGCCUAUGCCACCACCAAUGUGGUGGCCAAUGUGAAGCUCUACCAGAAGCGCUAUGCGUCAAAACCGAACCAGAACAGCGCCAGCAACAACAACAAUCUGCAGGGCGGUGAUUACCAAUCGACUGGGAUGUAUUCCGCACCACCGAGUGCCCACUAUGGAUGCCUGGAGCCCAAGCAACAACAGCAGCCAAAUCUGAUGACAACCUCGACGGCAAGUACGGCCAUUUUGACAGCCUCGCCGGCCAAGGUGAAAAAGAUCAAUAUAACCGAGAAUCAAAUGGAUCAAUUGGAGGGCAAAUCGGAGCGUACGAAUCCGUUUAAUCAACAGCAGCAGUUACUCUUGGCCAGCAAUGCCUUGAAACAGGGUCUGGGCGCCUAUGCGAAUACCACUUUGGCUGCCCAAAUGGCCAGUGGUGGUGGGGCAGGAACCCUGAGGCGCCAGCGACAGCCCAAAACGCUUUACAAAAGCGAGAAUAAUAUAUUGGGAAAAUCGAAUUUGAGGCAGAGUAAUAUGAAUACGAAUGCAAAUACAAAUGGUUCUAGCAAUGGACCCAUGGACUUUCUAACCGGAGGUCCACCAUCGGAGGGUGGAGAUUUCUCUGGUUUGGGUCUCUGCAAUUCCACCAAUCAACUGCUCAACGAUUGGGCCUCCAGUGCCUCGAUCGCAGCUCCCGGGGACUAUCAUUUUGGCAGCAAGCAACCUAGCAAACAGCAUCUCUAUGUGAAGGCCAAGGAUGGCACUUGGUCAGCGGUCAGUUCGGAUGCCUAUCAAUCCUUCAAGCACCAGCAGCAACAUCAUCCCUUCCUGGCCGGAGGAUCAGCGAGGACUAUUUGGCGUCGACACAGUUGUGCCUACAUGGUUCUGGACAAUUCGAUGGAUUUUGUGAUUUGAAUUCAUUUGCUGGUCGUGGGUGGAAAUUUCAGGUAAACCCAACUAUGCUGCGGCCUGCCCACAAAACUUCCGACUGAUUCCCGGGCAGAGGGCGAGUUUCCAUCGCUGACUAGCUAAUUAAUUAUGCACUUUGUUCGCCCGCCCCAAAUCCCAAUUUGUCCUACAAAAUCAUUAAUGUAGGGAUCCCUAAUGAGACAUUGUCCAUUUUUCCCCCGGAACCUCGGCAUUUACCAUCCGUUAACUAUAAAACAUUUGCAAUUGCAAAUUCAUGAUAAACAAAAUUAUUUCAGUUUCCUGGCUCGUUUUGUUUAUUAUUGAUUUUUUGUUGUUCGUUUUUGGAUUGCUGGCAUUGUUUCAAAUUGUUAUUGACAGUUUAUGUAUGUCUGGUUUGGUUGUCCAAACUCAGGCUCUUUGAAAUUGCAACAAAACUAUGCAUUGAAAAAAUAAUAUAAAAAUGUUUGCAUGGAGAGAAGUCAAAUGAAAUGAAAAUCAAUUCGAUUAAAUGAAGCGUAAUAACACUGAACUUUUUAUUUUAAUAUUUAGUUCCAUAAGAUAGCUGGAAUUAUUAUUAAAUACAUGAAUUUUAAGCAGUAAUAAGAUGCAUGCUAUUAAAUAAAGCUGUCAGUAAGCAUUAAAACUAACUAUGAUUUCAAAUACGGUGGUGAGCAGUGUGUUUUUAAUUUAAAUUGAAUUAAAUUUAUUUAUUUAUUAUGAGAGGUGUUGUGAUUUAAGGAAGUAUUCAAAUGGAAAGUUUAUUUUGUUUUAUAUUAUUAAAGGUUAUUUCUUUUUCCUUAUGAACUUUAAAUUUUUAGUUGGUGGAAAACUAUAGGCUAUUCCCCAAAUAAGCCCAUUUAAAAUCCCUCACUUUGUUUCCUAUUUUCCUGGCAAAUUGGGAUCUUUAACUGCACUACCAGCUUAUUACCCUUGGCUGAACUUUAAGCUUUUGCCGCUCGAGCAACACCAGCUGCAGUCAAUGCCCAGGCUAAUGUAUCAGUGACCAGGCCCACACCAUUAGCUUCGACACCCCCAAAUGAAUGCCCACUGAUAUACCCACCCGACUUCCCCAUUGUAUCCCCAAACUGAAACUACAAAUAGCCUUAGUGUCCGAAACACUCGCUACCGAUAGCCACUGGCCAGGCCGAUAAAUAAGCCCAAAUUUAUCAUGAACAUGGAGCACACACAGGGAUAGAAGGUCUCGGGACUGUCCCAUAUAUCGUGGGACUAUAAUAGCAAUGGCAGCCUCAUAAUUUUUGGCACCAAAUUGCCCGAUAGGCGUUGAAGCGUUCAAUUGAAUGCCGUCUAGCCGAAGACCUUUUUCUAGUCCAUGGCCAUGUCCAUCCACGCCCACUGCCACCCAACAACUAUUGUAUAAUCAAAACUAAUGGUCUAUAAAGAAUCAAUUCGCAAUUUGUUUAGCCAGCUGCUGCCCGAUUCGAGCCGAGGACACGAGCAAA
Drosophila subpulchrella is the source of this 5943-nucleotide messenger RNA. RefSeq names its product roundabout homolog 2. Gene Ontology annotation, biological process: cell-cell adhesion; axon guidance. NCBI's taxonomy places the organism in Eukaryota, Metazoa, Arthropoda, Insecta, Diptera, Drosophilidae. The transcript has 13 exons. Gene Ontology annotation, molecular function: protein binding. Gene Ontology annotation, cellular component: plasma membrane; axon. The record is from RefSeq and is a predicted model, not a curated record. Bases 416 to 4489 code for a protein of 1357 amino acids.